Molecule: messenger RNA, 171 nt
Organism: Priceomyces carsonii
Lineage: Eukaryota; Fungi; Ascomycota; Pichiomycetes; Serinales; Debaryomycetaceae
Exons: 1
Coding region: 1-171 (56 amino acids)
Source: RefSeq, a predicted model, not a curated record
AUGUUGAAAGUAGUAGCUUCACUUGUUAUUACUGUCAAGAUGUUUUUUAUGAAUAAAACGAAUGAUUUCCAACACGGAUAUCACGUUACAAACCUGUAUAUAGUGUUUAUUUUAAAUUUGGAAGAAAAAAAUUGCGAUUUCUGUGGAUCGAACACAGGACCUUCAGAUUAA